Molecule: messenger RNA, 873 nt
Organism: Symsagittifera roscoffensis
Lineage: Eukaryota; Metazoa; Xenacoelomorpha; Acoela; Convolutidae
Product: N-terminal Xaa-Pro-Lys N-methyltransferase 1-A-like
Exons: 2
Coding region: 19-735 (238 amino acids)
Biological process (GO): N-terminal protein amino acid methylation
Cellular component (GO): cytoplasm
Molecular function (GO): N-terminal protein N-methyltransferase activity
Source: RefSeq, a predicted model, not a curated record
GUUUUUAAGAUAUUGUAGAUGUUUAAAAAGAAAGGCGUGAAGGACAUAGAAGACCACCCCACCUUCUACAGAGAUGCGAACGACUACUGGACCAAAGUGGAUCCCACAGUCCAGGGCAUGAUGGGUGGUCUGGAACAACUAUCGUCAAUCGAUCUCACGUCAUCCAUGCAGUUCGUCUACUCAUAUAUCCAGGAUCUGAAAAAGAACUCAACUGAAACUCGAGUUGCAGAUUGCGGAUCUGGUAUAGGCCGAAUCACAAAAUGUCUCUUAUCUGGACUGUUCGAUAAAAUUGACAUGGUCGAACAGUGCGCUGUGUUCUUGGACAAAGCAGAAGCAUAUCUGGGAGAUGAGAGGAAGAAAGUGGAACAAAAAAUUUACAAAGGAUUACAAGAUUUCUACCCUGAGAAAAACAGAUACGACGUGUUUUGGUGCCAAUGGGUUUUGUGUUACCAGGCAGAUAACGAUUUGGUUAAGUUUCUUGAAAGAUGCAGAGAAGCUUUAAAGCCAGGAGGUUUCAUUUUUGUAAAAGAAAACACAACUAAUACAAAAAGCAGAAAAGCUGUUGAAUUUGACGAAGUGGAUAGUUCAGUUUGCAGACAUGAGACACUUUUCAGAAAGAUUUUUGAUGAAAGUGGGUUAGAAGUUAUUGAAUCGUGUCAGCAGCCGAAUUUCCCAGAAGAAUUGUUUCCUGUUUACAUGUUUAUUCUAAAGCCGAAAGCUGAAACGACCAGCUAGAAUAGAAUUUGAAAUUAAUUGUGCUUUGGUGGUACCAUAUUGUUUCCAAUUUUGAUGCACGCAUGUUUUAUUGUUUUUAUCUGAAAUUCAUAAGCUCAAACUCCCAUUUUUGCAAUGAGUGAGGCUCAAAUAGAUUUU